AUGACCAAGAACAAGACUCCUUUUUGGUUAUUGUGGGCCUGGGCUCUUCCCCUUAACAUAUAUUUGACUUUGACUUCCCCUACUCUACCACUCCACGAAACUACGUCACCAGCCGCCACGCUACAUAUAUCCCCGCCGCCUCCGCCUCCGCCUCCGCCUCCGCCGUCUCCGGCGGCCCAACUCAGUGCAUCUUAUGAUCAUAAUACUUUGUUGUUUUGCUAUGCACAUGUCCAAAAGGAAAACCUAAACCUAAACCCUAAAUCAAGACACAUGUUUCUGUCCAAAAUCUUGCUAGCACGUGCUCCGAAGCAGCACCGUACACUCCACACGUACGCCCUCCUCUUCAAAUCGUACCAAUCCUCUUUCUCAAUUUCCGCGCGAGACGGCCGUGUCGAGUUAUCCGAGUCGAGUCCCGGACCCACUAGCCCGGCCCGAACCGCCAGCUCGGACAUUUGCUUAGCCUUCUCCGAGAAAGAGAGUCUUCGCCACGUCACCCUAUCUCAUCGCUCGACGGGUGAAAAGCUUUUCCUUCCUCCUCCGAUCUUCGCCGGCCGCUCGAAAACGAUACGCAUGGCUUUAUGGGGAACCGCGAAAGCUCAGUUUUCUUCCGCGGGAAAAUUGCGUAAAGUGGUUCUCUGCUUUCCUCCCGAUCAACACGAAGCCGUGAAGGCGGACGAGUUUCAUAUACUCUCUGUAGGAGAAGGCUCGUGGAGAGUCGUGUCGUUCGAGCCUCGCGUGUCCGAAUCGAGCUCGGUUUUGAUUACCGAAGGUUUCAUGCAUUGGUGCACGAAAAACGACGAGAAGAUGUUGAGCAUGAAUUUGGAGACGGAGGUUUUUACGGAGAGUUUGGGGCCCGAUUACCCUAAUAAUAUUAAUAAUAAUGUGGCAAGAAAGGACUUUCGGAACACUUAUUUGUCGACCGGGAAAUAUUUGACUUUGUUGCGACAAUUUGGGGAGUUUUUGUGGGAGGUUUGGGAGAUGAGUCCCGACACAUUCGCGUGGAGAAAGAUGGGAGAUUUUUCGUUGGAGGGUCACAAGAGACAAUAUUUCGAGUCGAAAAGUUGUGAUGGGAACGUAAAACCGGUUGGGUGGGUUAAGUACUUGGAGGUUUUGGUCCUAAGUACUAAUAUCACGAGCGGUCGAAAUGUUUUGGUGUACAAUCUUGUCACGCAGGAAAUGAAGGAAAUCGAGCUGCCAACGAGGCAACCCCGCGUCCCCACCACCGGCCAUGAACGAUACCCCUUUUCUCGACGACCAGUCCUUCCGCACCCGCAGCCGAUUCCUACGCCGUCCCCCAGCCUCGGCGGUGCCACCCUCUUCCUCCGCCGCGCCAGCAACCGCGGCCAUGCGAUGCGCGAGCCCUCUGUCCGCGUUCGCAAGCCCUAUGGUUUGUGA
Molecule: messenger RNA, 1395 nt
Organism: Striga asiatica
Lineage: Eukaryota; Viridiplantae; Streptophyta; Magnoliopsida; Lamiales; Orobanchaceae
Source: the annotation of a GenBank genome assembly